AGAGAGCCGUCAUGGUCAUGUCAGUGCCGUCCUCCUCUCCUCCAGCAACAGCGGCUCCGUACGUCGUGGAGGACUGUGGUGAUGCGCUGCAGGUUCUCAGCGACGGCACAAUCGUUCGCUCCGCGCCGCCGACCGCGCCUGUCCCUGACGACGGCCGCGUCCAGUGGAAGGACGCAGUGUACGACGCCGGCCGCGGCCUCGGCCUACGCAUGUACAGGCCGCGCCCGCGCCGCCGCGACGUGACGGAAACGGGAGAGGAGGAGGAGGAGAAGCUGCCCGUGCUCGUGUACUUCCACGGCGGCGGCUUCUGCGUCGAUUCCUGCUCCUGGCCCAAGACCCACGCCGUCUGCGUCCGCCUCGCCGCCGAGCUCCCGGCGCACGUGCUCUCCUUCGACUACCGACUAGCGCCGGAGCACCGCCUCCCCGCCGCCCACGAGGACGCCGCCAGGGCUCUCCUGUGGCUCCGCGACCAGCUGAUCGCCCCCUCCGACAACACGUGGCUCGCCGAGUCCGCCGACUCCCGCCGGGUGUUCGUCUCCGGCGUGUCCGCUGGCGGCAGCCUGGCGCACCACAUGGCCGUUCAGUUCGGCACGGCGGGGCUCGAACCGGGGGCAAACGUCGUCGGAUACAUCCUGCUCAUGCCGGGGCUUUUCUCGGCGGAGCCGACCAGGUCGGAGCUGGACACGCCGGAGACGGCGUUCCUUACGCAGGAGAUGUUCGAUAGGUUCUUCCGCCUGGAGAUGCCGGCCGGAGCGACAAGAGAUCACCCGCUGGUGAACCCAUUCGCCCCGGAAAGCCCGAGCCUGGAGGCCGUGUGCGUGGGCCGCAUGCUCGUUGUCGCCGCGGAGCGCGACUUCUUCAGGGACCGAAACGUGGAGUACGCCGAGCGGAUGAAGGCCAUGGGCAAGGACGUCGAGCUCGUCGUGUUCGCCGGCCAGGAGCACGGAUUCUUCGGCAUGGAUCCUGCUUCGGACGCCGACCGCGAGCUGGUGCGAGUCAUCAGGCGUUUCAUGGGGCGGCAAGGGAACGGAAAUUCACAUGAGGUGUGAGUUCAGGUGUUUCAUUCAGAUCCGUGUUACAAUGUGGAGCCAGUUCUAGUUGAUUUAUAACGGGUUAGAUGCAUUAAAGCUACACCCUCCGUUUCAAAUCUAAAGAAAGUUCUGCCGUUUUUCUAAAUCACAUGUAACGUUUUAGUGUGUUCAAUCAUCUCAGUUCGUCGUAUGUAUCCACAUUAA
Lolium rigidum is the source of this 1235-nucleotide messenger RNA. RefSeq names its product probable carboxylesterase 15. The record is from RefSeq and is a predicted model, not a curated record. NCBI's taxonomy places the organism in Eukaryota, Viridiplantae, Streptophyta, Magnoliopsida, Poales, Poaceae. The coding region runs from base 12 to 1049 and encodes 345 amino acids. Gene Ontology annotation, molecular function: hydrolase activity. The transcript has a single exon.